CCUCGAUAAGUCUAUAAUUGGAGAUUUUCAAUUAUGGCGAAUUUUUUCCUCGUUUCAUUUUUAUGAUGUUCGUCGUAUAUCUUAUACCGAUACGCUGGGUUGACAAUUUGGUGAAUUCUCACAGCCAUCUUUGAAAAUGUCACCAAGAUUGUUACACCGUUUAUUCUUAACAUGGACCUUCAAGUGAAUUUUCCAGGACGUUGUAAGUGAAACUGUUACAAUGGAAAAAGUGCCCACCCUUAGGGAGGUGUCCAUUCAGCUACAAAGUACAACAAUAGACAUAAGGCUGAAAAACGCACAAUUAGCUGGGGUCAUUGAGUAUUUAGACGCUGGAUAUGAGCCGCAUGUACAUGAUUUUUGCCCUAACAGAGCAAAAUUCUUGGAUCACCGACUCUUGUCAUUAAAGGACGACUUAAGAAAUUUGGAAUUUAAUAUUAAAGAAUAUGUAUCAAAAUUGGGAGAGGCUAGAUUAAGAGUUCCUAAAGGUGGCCCACAUCCUUCCUCGAAAACCGACAGUGGAAUUGGAAUGCCGCCAGAUACUAGUAGAUUUUCACUUUGUCAAAAGAAAGAAGGGAAUGAUGUUGGUGAUGGUGAUUUUUAAAGACUUGAUUUUUCGCCGAUCAUGAAAAUGGCGAUGAUUAUAACCAUGGUGAGAGAUAUUGAUGAACAAAUGUACCGCAAUGAGCAACAUACAUGUAUACAGUAUGAUGCAGUAAUUACUCGUACAAAACGAAACGGCAAUGUGUUUACACUGGUGACGAAACAUUCUUUGUUCAAUAUAAUACAAUGAAAUUAUUAUGGUUCAUUCAUGUACUCAAACAUUAAGCACACCGGUAUCAAAAGUACAUGUAAUGCCAUAAUCUAAUACUUGUGAAAUCCGCUGUGUUCUAUAAAUGUAAAGAUUAUUGACGAUAUUGGUCAUAUUAUAUGUUAUUUUGUACGUGUUUGUCGAGACAGAAAUAUAUUAUUUCUGUAAUACGUAUCACAAUGAACUGAUUGUUAUUUGUUGGUUAUUUAAUGCAUGUAGAUGUUUUGAUGUAUAAUGAUGUUUUACUAGUAUUCAAGUCUUUCAUCUUAAAAAAAACUAAAAAUUGUUCAGUUCCAACUAAUGUUUUCUGAAUGCUAUAUAAUUUGAAUAAAAAGAUAUCAACAAGCAAUGUUGGUGGAGGGAGUGGCACUGUCUUUCUGCUGUGAAAUAUUUUCUUUACAUGCAGCUAGGUCAUGUGAUACUAUUUAUAGUAUAUAAAUGUAUAUUUCAUUGUACUUUUACAAUUAACCAUUAACCAAGUGCCCAUCUACAUUUGCAUCAUGUAUUAUAACGACUGUUUUUUUAUGACGUGUUUGAAAUAAAAGAUUCA
Molecule: messenger RNA, 1358 nt
Organism: Magallana angulata
Lineage: Eukaryota; Metazoa; Mollusca; Bivalvia; Ostreida; Ostreidae
Exons: 3
Coding region: 221-601 (126 amino acids)
Source: RefSeq, a predicted model, not a curated record